AUGGAUAAAAGAAGAGUGACAUAUAACGGUUUGGAUUGUGAAACAGACUAUGGCUCUGAAGCGUACAUGAUAGAAUUCGAUAUUUCGCAAGCCGAUGUGUUGUUUUCAGAUCAAUUUCUCUAUGGUAAAUAUACUGUAUACUUUGGAUUAGCAGCAAUACUCCUUGCUACACUCAAAAAUGUAUGGUAUCGGUAUUCUGAUAUGACCUACAGAAGAAAAGUGCAAAAUGGCUCCAUUGAGCCCGGGUAUUUUGGAUCUUUCAUUGCAGUAUUAACCGCAUUCUCCAGGUCUAUAGGUUAUAAACCAAUCAACAUGUACGUUAGUAAGUACUUGGGCCUUCCUGCAACUUCAGGUUCAUUCUUGUUUGUUUUCGCAACUACAUUAUACUUAGCAUUAUAUUCAUUUGUUCCACAUUAUUGGUAUAGGGGGUGCAGGGGAUUUGGGUCACCUCCUUUAGCUGUCAGAACUGGAGUCAUGGCUGUUGCGUUAAUACCAUUUAUAUACAUAUUAGGAGGUAAAACAAAUAUGAUUACAUUGGUCACUGGGAUAUCAUACGAGAAAUUGAAUGUCUUUCAUCAAUUCUGUGGAGUAGCUUGUUUUGUCCUUUCAUUAAUCCAUAUAAUCCCAUUUAUUUACCAGAUUUAUAAUGAAGGUGGUACCUCAUGGUUAGCCCAUAAGUUUGCAACAUUCUCAUACUAUAGUGGUAUUCCUCCUUUAAUCUUCAUUGGGAUUUUGAUUUUUGGCUCAAAUUCUUGGGUACGAAAGCACUGCUACGAAGGAUUCUUACAUAUACAUUGGCUCUGUGGCAUUGGAUUUUUCGGGACAACUGUUUGGCAUAUCCAUGAUGCUAAUUAUGAAAUGUGGGACUACAUGUGGAGCGCCUUGGCCUUUUGGAUGUCUCAAUUGAUGUAUAGAGCAUUGGUUAAGACUUGUUUUAAACCCAAUGCUUUAUUUUUAAAACCAAGACCAGCUCAAUUGAGGAUUUUGGACUCACAAACAUUUGAAGUGGUAGUUACCAAUGUAGCUGAUUGGUAA
Dujonia railenensis is the source of this 1035-nucleotide messenger RNA. The record is from the annotation of a GenBank genome assembly. NCBI's taxonomy places the organism in Eukaryota, Fungi, Ascomycota, Pichiomycetes, Serinales, Debaryomycetaceae.